Molecule: messenger RNA, 1179 nt
Organism: Aureobasidium melanogenum CBS 110374
Lineage: Eukaryota; Fungi; Ascomycota; Dothideomycetes; Dothideales; Saccotheciaceae
Exons: 2
Coding region: 1-1179 (392 amino acids)
Source: RefSeq, a predicted model, not a curated record
AUGUUUCGCGCCGCGCCCAAGUUCAGAUCAUUAGCACGCCCCUCGACUCUCUACCGCCCGCUCACCACAACCGCCCAUCUCCGCCGUCUCGUGCAACCGAACGAAUCUGUCAAAUCGCAUACCGUCCGCUUCCUACCGCCACCACUCUUUACACCUCUUCGCAUCGCCACUUUCUUCCUCUACACAUCAUGUCUUGUCGGCUAUGUCUGGUACUUCUUCCCGGAACUCGAGAUUGAGAUACAAGAGGAAGGGGAGGAAGGGGAAAUCCAGAUAUCUGAUUCAGAAUUCGCCGCUGAAGAUUCACUCUUCAUACCCCUGACCUGGGCCAAGAAACUGCCUCGUUCGUUUUACAAAGGCUCUGAUCCAGAAUGGCAAGAGUUUGUCAAGGUCUCGAAAGAUAAGGCUCGCCACAAGAAGAUCCAAUCCGAACUGGUCAAGAUAGUCUAUGACACCGCCCAAAAGCACCCAGCAUUCGUCAAACAGCUCGGCCGCGACACCAAGGUUGGCCAGUGCUGGCUCGACAUCAUCUUCCCGGACGGUCCACCUCAGGAAUACGCUCGCGCCGGCAUUGAAGUUGGCUCUGACUAUAUCGCAUACGCCCUUCAGCGCAUUGACGCCCAGCAACAACACCGAAUCCUUCGUACUUUAUGGCCCACAGCCGCCGCCAAUGGCCUCUACAACAGCACUAAGGUUCUUCUUGGUUUCCAGUAUCAUCGUCUGAAACAGUUGCUGGGUUGGGAAGUCGACUCUACACCUGGCAGCCAGGACGCCAAGUACCAACAACUACUCCAAUUGCUGCAAGCUCAACAGGCACAGCAAGCCGAACAAGCGAAGACUCAAACGGGUGCUGGAACGCCAGAGGCAGACAAGACGCAAAGCAGUGCCUCAUCGCUAUUGCCAUGGGCAGCCAAGGUGCCUCAGCCACCUUCGAGCAUAGAGAUGCCGAUAGCUCAGCACAUAUUCCAUGCUACCUUGGCUCAGGGGAAGAUGCCCAAGAAGAUGGAACCACCAAGAGGCAGCUUCGUUGUGCAAGGACUGAUUCAGCUUAAGGGCAGCAGGUCUAUCUUGACAUUGGAUGUGCAAGCUUUCUACGAUCCAAAGGCUAGCCAUUUCCUUGUUGUGAAUGCGACCCCCAGGACCAUUAAGCAGCGGAAGCAGUCACCCAAGGGUGGUAAUUGA